ACGGUUGAAUUUCAGAUCGAGUCUUGAGACUGGUGGCCAUGUGACGGCUUAAUUAAAGAAUAAUAAUAAUAGAAAUUGUAUAUCAUACGGGGGAGCAUUACACAAGCCAGAGAGACAAAAUGGGCAAUGUGCAGCCGCGUACACUGGAGCCGCGCAAUGUGGCAAACCGGCGAAGCAGUAUCCUGUGGAACUUUCGCUACUCGAAUGCAGCACGCCGGCGGGAGGAUCUGGCUGUGAUUGUGCACAACUCCCGGAUGAGCAUUGCCGAAUGGUUGGAUCUCUUGGAGCUGCAGCAGUACGAAGGUAAUCUGCAGGCCUACAGCACUGUGGAUGAUGUGGUGGACAUUACGGACAAGGAGCUAAAACGCUGUGGCAUACGCAGCGCACAUCGCCAGCUGAUGAUCAACAGUCUGUUGGGUGUGCGGGCAAAGCGUCGGCAAUCCAUGAUUUUAGAGGCUAGCAGCAGCAGGCCGCGUGCUGUGCCGCGACGCAAGAAUUCCUGUCCAUUGGUUUAUCUGGAGGAAAGUUCCAUCGAUAUCUCGGGCAGUGGCGAUAGCGGUGGUCGCGACUUGAUUAUCACCAAAAGUGGCAAAGUGCUCAAGCAACUGACUUUCGAUGAUACAAACACCAUCUACGAAGAAUUGAGACCGCGCUCCAGGUGCAACAGUCCCCAUUGGGGUGCCCACAUUGAUAGCGAAAUGGAGCAGACUAGCGGCAGCAAUGCCUCCACACCGAUAGCCGUGAAUUCGCCGAAUCCCAAUGAGCAACAGGAGGCCAUAGCCCUGAAGAAGGCACUCGAAUGGGAGUUGAGUUUGGAUGCCAGGGAGCUGCGUUCCCAUGCCUGGUACCACGGACCACUGCCACGACAACGGGCCGAGGAGAUUGUCCAGCGGGAAGGAGACUUCCUGGUGCGGGAUUGCGCCUCACAGCCGGACAACUAUGUGCUCAGUUGUCGCAGCAAGUUGGCAGUGCUGCACUUUGUGCUGAAUAAGUUGGUCCUACAACCAGAGACUGUGUACGAGCGCGUCCAAUAUCAGUUUGAGGAAGAUGCCUUUGACACGGUGCCUGAUCUGAUCACCUUCUACGUGGGCUCUGGCAAACCCAUCUCUGCCGCCUCGGGUGCUCUCAUUCAGUAUCCGUGCAACAGGCGAUAUCCACUGUCCUUUUAUGGUCACAAGAUUGUGGGUAAUCAGCUGCACAGCCAAAUGUUGGCUGGGCUACGUGGCCUGAGUCCUUUGAGCUCGCCACUGGGCAGCAAUGGCGCAGGAUUGGGCAAUGCUGGAAGUGCAGUCUUUCGCUUUGAGCAACAGCAGCAGCAGCAGCAACAGCAGCAGCAGCAGGCAGUGCCACAGCAGACUGUAGCCUCUCCUGGUAGUCCUCAUUGCUCGCCGCCACGAGCACGUCGCGAAGUUCCUCCGCCGCCGCGGCUGCCCUGCAAGAAGCAGCAGCGAUCCCAGAGCCUGACUCCCGCACAGGCCAUGGUCGUGAGCAACAUUAACAAGCUGCAGGAGCAGCAGUUGCAGCUCCAAGAGGCAGCCAAUGGCAACAGCAAUGGAACUUCCAAUGGCAAUGGACUGGCCCGCUUCCAGACCAUAGCCAGAUGCAAUCCCACCAGCGAUGUGCAGCAGCAACAUUUGGAGAAUAAGUUUACCAGCCACUCGCUGCCCAGGCCGAGUACUUCAGCAGCGCAGGCGCUGCGCCAGCAGGCAGCAGCCAGGAUGUCGAGUUUAGCCAGAAAUUGCAGCCUGGACACAGGGUCGGACUCGAGUCGGCCACCCAGCCCGCCGCCGAAGCCGCGCAAGGAGCCAAUGGCCGCCGUGUUGGCAUAUCAGGCAAGUGGCUCCGAUUCGGGCAAUGGCUCGGGCGACUCGGCACUGGGCGAUGGCAGUGAUGUGUGCAUACAGCGUGGAGUGAUCAUCAAGAAUCCAAGAUUCAUGAGCAGCUCCGCGUCCAAUGGCACACUGAAGAGUUUCAGCGAGUUUGAUGCCAUGGCAGCGGAGGAGAAUCUCUUCACAUUGGCCAUUGAGGAGGUGCGAGUGGGCAGCAAAUUUGAUUUUGAAAACUUUAGCACUUUGUUGCUGCCUUCGGUGGAGAACAAGCCGCUGGAUGGUGAUGCGCUGAACACCUUCAAGAUGAUGCUGCUGGAGACGGGGCCCAAGCUGCUGGCGGAGCACAUAACACGCAUUGAUAUUGGUCUGUUUCUAGAGCAGCCCGACGAUGAGUUGGACUACUUUCUGAGCUGUUCGGGACUGGAGCUGUUGACGCUGCCGCAUGGCAAACUCUUUCGCGAGGAUAUCAUCGAGCGCACGCAGUGCAUCAAGCUGAUGGUGGCCGUCACCAUACUCACCUGUCAGACGGAUCUGGAUCGGGCACAGUUGCUCAGCAAGUGGAUACAGAUUGCAGUCGAGACAAAGACGGCAUUGGGGAAUCUAUUCGGCUUCUGUGCCAUUAUGUUGGGACUGUGCAUGGCACAGAUCCAAAAACUCGAUCAGGCCUGGCACAUUCUGCGGCAAAAGUACACGGACAGCGCGUUUACAUUCGAGGCCAAGUUGCGUCCCACUUUGAGCAGCAUGAACGAGGCAUCCAAUCCGCAGGCGCCCAACACCACAGUGCCCCAUGUCCUGCUCUAUGCGCUGCUCAUCGAUCGUCCAGUUAUGGAUAUUAUCAACCAUUCGAAUAUGGACGAUCGUCCGGCGCUGUAUCACACGUGCAUUGCUCCGUGGGAAUCGAAGGCGGAUGACUUUGGCAUGUCCAUUAACUUCCAGCAUUUGGAUGCGUCGCGCGGCUUCCUCAAGAGCCUCGAUCUGUAUCGGAAGAAUGCCAAAAUGAUGCUCGAAGACGCCAGCAUUCGACUGGAUGAAUUGCUGUCGGAUGCUUUUCGAACUGAAUUCCACGUGAAGUUCCUUUGGGGCAGUUGUGGGGCCACGGCCAAGCCCGAGGAUCGUCAUGGCAAGCUGGAAAAGGUGCUUACACUAAUGGCCGACAAGUUCUGCAUGAUGGCCGGCGAAGUCAAGUGAAAUGUCACUGAAAACAAAGCAACGAUCAUAUGGACUCUAGUUUCUAGUGGAUAAUAACUAAAAUAUAAUUACUUAUUCUAUAAUCAAAACGAUUGUCAUUCCACACACUUCCAGCUACCAAUCAAUCUCUAUCAAUCAAUCAAUCAAUCUACUCUCUAUGUAUCUCCAAUUGUCUACAGACCCUCCGCAAAUUUGAAUUUCGUGCUGUCUCUACCUCAGCCUGGGUAUAUCUGUAUUUUAUAAUAAUUUUAGCAGAAACACACUCCAAGAAGCACUUUAUGUUACAGUUCAAAUAUUUAUUAAUUAAUCCUUAGUUAAGCCACAAAACGAAAACAAAAA
Molecule: messenger RNA, 3356 nt
Organism: Drosophila subobscura
Lineage: Eukaryota; Metazoa; Arthropoda; Insecta; Diptera; Drosophilidae
Product: breast cancer anti-estrogen resistance protein 3 homolog
Exons: 9
Coding region: 120-3017 (965 amino acids)
Biological process (GO): small GTPase-mediated signal transduction; positive regulation of peptidyl-serine phosphorylation
Molecular function (GO): phosphotyrosine residue binding; guanyl-nucleotide exchange factor activity
Source: RefSeq, a predicted model, not a curated record